Fundulus heteroclitus (mummichog) is the source of this 2246-nucleotide messenger RNA. RefSeq names its product methionine sulfoxide reductase B3 (gene msrb3). Lineage: Eukaryota; Metazoa; Chordata; Actinopteri; Cyprinodontiformes; Fundulidae. The record is from RefSeq and is a predicted model, not a curated record. Gene Ontology annotation, molecular function: peptide-methionine (R)-S-oxide reductase activity. Gene Ontology annotation, biological process: response to oxidative stress; protein repair. The coding region runs from base 16 to 747 and encodes 243 amino acids. The transcript is spliced from 7 exons. Gene Ontology annotation, cellular component: cytoplasm.
UGCCCAUAUAAGGUCAUGUGUCUCGCUCACCCCGUUUGUCACGGGAGCUCGGUGUCUGUUUAUCCGCGCUCCGUGCGAUGUGGCGCUAUAAAAAAGAGACCUCAGCUCCAGACCCUGGACGUCUACCAGCCAGUAUCACUCUGCUGCUGCUGCUGCUCUCUGUGUCACAGGUUUAUGGCUGCCUUCCUUAGACGUGGGCUCGUCUUGACCUUGCGUCACACCCUUGGGCAAGGCAGCAAAUCAGUCUACCCUUCUGCACUGCCUGCAGCUAUUCUAGGAGCUUGUAGGAGUAAGAAGACAUGGCCAGUGAGUUACACCCAGGAGGAACUGAGGAAACGCCUCACCCCAAAGCAGUUCCAUGUUACUCAAGAGAGAGGGACCGAGAGCGCCUUUACUGGGGAGUUCACCUACCAUAAAGAUGAGGGAACCUACAAUUGUGUUGUUUGUGGAGCCCCUCUCUUCAGCUCGCAUUCUAAAUUUGAUUCCGGAUCAGGCUGGCCGUCUUUCUUUGACCUCCUGAAAGAAGAGUCCAUUACUCUGACUGAUGAUUUCUCCUAUGGCUUGCACAGGGUGGAGACCACUUGCAGUCAAUGCGGAGCACAUCUUGGACACCUGUUUGACGAUGGUCCAAAGCCUACAGGAAAGCGCUACUGCAUAAACUCUGCCUCGCUGGCUUUUCAACCCAAAGACGCGCCUCUGGAUGGGGCAUGCGGCAGCACCGACGCUGACGGGAAGGCUGAACUUUAAAAGAGUCACAGCUGUCAGGCAGAUGCUUUGGCAAAGUCCUACCGGUUAUAGAAAAAUGCUUCUUUGUUUUUGAUGUGCAGAGAGAUUGUACGAAGUACCAGUAAGGUAUAUUUGAAACGGUAAAUGCAGAUAAUGAUAACAAUCCAGAAGAAGAACUAAACUCAAAAAUAGUGAAGGUAUUUAGUGAAGCUGUUUUGGGUUACUUUGUUUAAAAUCACCGACAUUUUUACUGUUUUUCUUGUCAUAAUGUCACCUGAAAGUAGCUGUUUAUGCAGAUCUUAUUUACAUUAUUCAACAUUAACAGGGGUUUGAUUUCAGAAAUGAGUUUUUGUGUUUAAACCUUAAGGUACAAUGUUACUACUUUUAUUCUGUCCCUCUAUCUAGGCGACCCUAGGCCCACAUGCUGUAGCGUUUGUCCCAGAUUGUCUGUUUUUCACAAGUAUCUCUCACACAAGGAAUGUUCUUCUAAACUUGCACUGUUCCGCUAGCAUUGUUUCAGUCAUCAAUCACAGAUGACCUUUUUGACAUUACUGUUGAUCGUAGCAGGGAUUUGUAGAAAGUGCGGGGAAGUGGCGUGCUAUAGUCUGCAGCAUUUCCACAGAUUUCCUGCGCAUAUACACAAGUUCCUCAGAGAUUCACAUUUUACAUUUUGGUGAUAAUCUAAAGUUCAGGAUAUCCCAUUUCCUUUUCCCUGUUCUGACCUUGCCUACUAAUCAAGAAUCUAUUGUCAUCAUCGCGAUAAUGAUCCCAGCUGGCAUUUGGAUGUCAAGUCACUGUAGAAUCAACCCAGGUAGUUCUGUGGUUUAACUGUCAAAUUUUGUUUAGAUUUUGCAAGUCUAAUCGACAUUGAAAUAGCCAUGUCAAUUCUACGUGAAAAUAAUGUUGAUUAGACAUACCACUCAAAAAUGGUUGAGUUGACACCAUGAAACGGUUUGCUGUUCAAGGUUGUUUUGACGUUGAAUGAAUGUUUUAAUUAAACUGACAUUAUUUCAGCAACAUUCAAACGUUUAAUGUAGAAUGCCAGCUGGGAUGUGCUUUAACACAAACAGUCAUGGUAAAAAGGUGAAGCUUUUGAAAAGUGUACUUAACCAACAAAUGCAUUUUUCUUCGUCGUUGUUCAACCAAAUAAUUACAUUAUGACUAGUCAGUUGAAGCUAGUUUUAAAAUCUAUUCAAAAGCCAUUAAGCACCAGAUUAUGCAUUAGUUUUAUUUUUUACCAUGACUGUCCUCAUCUUUUUAUUUUUGUUAAACUAAACUUUUCACAUUUGCAUUAGAUUCAGUCUGAAUUACAAUGCACACUGAGUAAUAAUGAAAUAUCUAUGCAAGUAUAUUUGUUUUUUUUUGUUCUUUUGAUUGCCGUGAUGGAGCAUAUUGUAAUACUAAAUUGAUCCACGUUUGGGGUCAGACGUAUUUGGUGUUUUUGAUUUAAAAUGUAUCCAGUUUACCCUUUUCAACGUGAAGUGAACACCUGCUUAAGUGAAUAAAAUAUAUUUUAAAAG